Hibiscus syriacus is the source of this 2992-nucleotide messenger RNA. Its product is annotated as RNA-binding protein 28-like. Bases 49 to 2913 code for a protein of 954 amino acids. The record is from RefSeq and is a predicted model, not a curated record. NCBI's taxonomy places the organism in Eukaryota, Viridiplantae, Streptophyta, Magnoliopsida, Malvales, Malvaceae. Gene Ontology annotation, molecular function: RNA binding. The transcript is spliced from 18 exons.
UUGGAGAGUUUUUAUUCCACUUCCCUUCGGCAGCCAGAGCGUACAUCAAUGGGGAAAAACAAGAGAUCCGAGGAAAGACUCGAAUCGGAACACUCACCUUCCACUGUCAUCGUCACGAACUUGCCUUACUCUUUUACCAACUCUCUGCUUGAAGAAACAUUUAGCGAUGUUGGUCCAAUCAGGCGUUGCUUCAUGGUUACGAAAAAGGGGUCAACUGAGCAUCGUGGUUUCGCUUUUGUUCAAUUUGCUGUUGCUGAAGAUGCUAACUGUGCUAUCGAUCUGAAGAAUGGUUAUUCUGUUGGAGGUCGGAAAAUUGGAGUUAAACAUGCAAUGCACCGUUCUCCAUUGGAGCAACGACGGUCAAAGGCAACCCAAGAUGAUGCGACUAAGUCAAAGAACGACAACGAUGGUCUUACCUCAACUGUAGAAGAGCAUGGUUCAGGCCAGCCGAAACUAGAGAAACCUGUGCAACCAAGAAAGCCAGCAACACUUAGUUCUGAUGUAGCUGAUAAAGAGAAUUGUUCAGAGAAGCAGAGGGUUGCUAGGACUGUUAUAUUUGGUGGUCUUCGUAAUGCUGAGAUGGCGGAAGAUGUUCACCGACGUGCAAAGGAGAUUGGCACUGUCUGUGCAGUAAGUUACCCUCUUCCAAAAGAAGAGCUUGAACAACAUGGUCUUUCACAAGAUGGAUGCAAAAUGGACGCUUCAGCUGUGCUUUUCACAAGUGUCAAAUUGGCUCAUACUGCUGUGGCAAUGUUGCACCAAAAAGAGAUACAUGGAAGCAUUAUUUGGGCACGCCAGCUGGGUGGUGAGGGUUCUAAAACUCAAAAGUGGAAGCUAAUUAUCAGAAAUCUUCCUUUCAAGGUUAAAUUAAGUGAGAUAAAGGACAUGUUUUCAGCAGCAGGGUUUGUCUGGGAUAUCUUUAUUCCACAUAAUUCUGAAACGGGGUUAUCCAAGGGUUUUGCUUUUGUCAAAUUCACUUCUAAACAGGACGCAGAAAAUGCCAUUCAAAAGUUCAAUGGGAAUUUUUUUUGUAAAAGACCUAUAGCUGUUGAUUGGGCUGUUCCGAAGAAACUUUACAGUGCCAAUGCUAAUUCUGCUGUUGCUUCAGAUGAUGGGCAUCUCAAUAAAAGAGACAAGGAAAGUGAUACAGAUAGUAGUAGCUUCGAUAUAGAAGAUGAAGGUGUGGAUAAUGAUAGUGAUGAUGGUAUUGCUUCAAAUGACUCGAGUAUGUUGGAGACGGAAAGGACAACAAUGGCAGUGGAUUUUGAUAAGGAAGUAGACAUUGCAAGAAAAGUGCUGAAUAACUUGGUGACAUCCUCUUCUAAAGAUUCUCUUCAUCUCCAAGAUGAUGCUGUUCUGCCCAACGGGGAAUACAAUAUGAAUGUAGAUGAAAACAUUAAAGUGCAAGAUAAGUUACCCGUUGAAUCUGCAAUAGAGUCAGAUAUGAUUAAACCUGAUAAAUCUGGUAAAAAAAUAGAAAUGGAUGGUGAAGAUGAUUUGGAGAGAACAAUUUUCAUAAGCAACCUUCCAUUUGACAUUGACAAAAAAGAAGUGAAAGAAAGGUUUUCUGCAUUUGGGGAAUUGCAGUCCUUUAUUCCAGUCCUCCAUCCAGUUACCAAACGACCGAGAGGAACUGGUUUUCUUAAGUUUAAAACAAUAGAUGCUGCUGUUGCAGCAGUUUCAGCAGCAAAUGCUGUAUCUGGCUUGGGUAUUUUUCUUAAAGGUAGGCAACUCAAAGUGUUGAAGGCUUUGGAUCGAAAAUCAGCACACAAUAAAGAAUUGGAGAAGGCCAAAGCUGAUGAACAUGACCAGCGUAACCUUUACUUGGCAAAGGAAGGACUUAUAGUUGAGGGGACUCCAGCUGCUAAAGAUGUUUCAGCCAGUGAUAUGGAAAAACGCAAAACGUUGCAUGAAAAAAAGAUGACCAAGCUUCAAUCUCCGAAUUUCCAUGUUUCAAGGACAAGAAUUGUUAUAUAUAAUUUGCCAAAGUCAAUGAAAGAAAAUGAAUUGAAGCAACUUUGUAUCGAUGCAGUUACCUCUCGAGCUACAAAGCAAAUACCCGUAAUACGACAGAUUAAGUUCUUGAAAACGGUCAAGAAGGGAAAGAUUGUUGUUAAAAAUCAGUCACGCGGGGUUGCCUUUGUUGAGUUUACAGAACAUCAGCACGCACUUGUGGCCCUGAGGGUUCUUAACAAUAAUCCAGAAACUUUUGGUCCUGAACAUCGUCCGAUAGUGGAGUUUGCCGUUGAUAAUGUGCAGACAAUGAAGCUGAGGAAAGCAAAGUUACUAGCUCAGCGGCAAGAUGGUAGUGACAAUUUGAACAAUGCACAGCAAAAUGUAAAAUCACAGUCAUUUGUAGAUCGUCCUAACAAAUCCGGAAAACGGAAAUCUAGAGACGAGUUAAGGACAGGGAAACAUUCGGCGUUGAAGAAGGCUGAGAUGGAAAACACAGUUUCCACUGGAGAAGGCCAAACUAGUAAGAAGCCAAAGCAUAAACCUACUGGUGAAAAGCUAAAAUCAUCUUUGAAAGAAAACUUGGAAGGCUCCAAUCAAAAGUUGAAAGGAUCAAAUCAUAAACCCAAGGACCACAAAGCCGGCCGAAAGCUUGCUGUUGGAAGUUCCGAAAAGGUUGAAACAAAUGUUAAUCAUACCCACAAAUCAAAGUCGAAGGAGGCAGAAGCAGUUCCACAGCCGAAAGAGAGAACACAAGAAGGAAAGGCAAAGCGGGAGGAGGGAGAGACGAAUUCGAAAAGAAAAAGGCCAAGAAGGAAUAAAGAUCCAUCGGGGAGAGAUGUGUUAGACAAACUUGAUAUGCUAAUCGAACAAUACAGAUCUAAGUUCUCACAGCCAAAAUCAGCACCCGAGGCCGAGAAACAAGGUUCUAAGAAGCUUAGAAGGUGGUUUCAAGCUUAAUCCCAUUAGCAGAUUAUAUAACCAGUUUUGUAGCAUAUAUUAUCAUAUCCAUCUUUUAGAAACAAGAUGAGAAUGUGCA